This is a messenger RNA of Rhodamnia argentea, 1998 nucleotides long. RefSeq names its product O-fucosyltransferase 31. The coding region runs from base 254 to 1840 and encodes 528 amino acids. The record is from RefSeq and is a predicted model, not a curated record. NCBI's taxonomy places the organism in Eukaryota, Viridiplantae, Streptophyta, Magnoliopsida, Myrtales, Myrtaceae. The transcript has 11 exons.
UUCCUGCUUUGAUCCUUCCUUUGCCCCCGUCGCGUUCAUUGGCAAUAACAAAACCUCCAUUGACGAGCACAUCUACCUUCCUCCACUCUCUCUCUCUCUCUCACGAAACUCCGGAGAUCGCCGACACUUUUCGGGCGACGUUCUCUUGCUCAAUCUUAGGAAUCUCCGAAAACCCUACCUUGCUGCAGCCAGUCCGAGAAGCUUCCCGCUCCUCCGAGGCUUUCCUCUCGCAUUACAGGACGGCGGGUUCAACAUGAGGCUCGGUCAGAAUCACUCUCACCCGAAUCAGUCACAGAAAAUGGCACUCGCUGGACUCGUCACGGUCCUGUUUCCGGUCUUCUUCCCCAAUCUGUUCAAGCCACUGGGCCGGGCUUCGCCUUCCAUGUUCUCCUCGAUGCCUGACCGGUUCAGUGAUCUUCCAUCCGAAUGGAAUGCUCCAAAACCAAGACAUUUGCCUCUGCUAAAGGCAGCCAUACAGCGGCAAAUUCCCUUCAGACAACAGUUGGAUCUAUGGUCUCCAUUGCCUGAUCAAGGAUGGAAGCCCUGUAUUGGGUCUACAGAUGAUCCCCCUCUGCCCGGGAAAUCUCUGGGAUACAUCCAGGUUUUUCUUGAUGGAGGCUUGAACCAGCAGAGGAUGGGGAUUUGUGAUGCAGUUGCUGUUGCCAAAAUCUUAAAUGCCACUCUGGUGAUUCCACAUCUUGAAGUCAAUCCUGUGUGGCAAGAUACGAGUUCAUUUUCAGACAUUUUUGAUGUGGAUCACUUCAUCAGUGUAUUAGAAGGUGACAUUUCUAUAGUAAAAGAGCUUCCUGGCAAAUAUUUCUGGAGCACAAGGGAAUAUUAUGCUACAGGGAUUCGAGAUACCAGAAUUAAGAUGGCACCUGUUCAUGCUUCAGCUAACUGGUAUCUGGAAAAUGUCUUGCCUAUUCUGCAGAGAUUUGGAGUUGCUGCUAUUUCCCCAUUCUCUCACCGUUUAACCUUUAACAAUCUCCCACCAAACAUCCAGCGCUUGCGAUGUAAAGUCAACUUUGAAGCACUAGCUUUUGUUCCUCAUAUCAGGGAAUUGGGUGAGACCCUUGUAAGUCGCCUUCGUUACCCUGCUACAGAAAGUCAAGCAAUGGGGAACUUAUAUAUGAAAGACGGCAGAGAGAAGACGAGAAAUCAGGGAUCAGGAAAGUUCGUUGUGUUACAUCUGCGUUUUGAUAAGGACAUGGCAGCUCAUUCAGCAUGUGAUUUUGGUGGGGGUAAAGCUGAAAGAAUGGCCCUUGCGAAGUACCGUCAGGUAAUAUGGCAGGGAAGGGUGGUGAACUCCCAAUUUACCAAUGAAGAACUAAGGAAUCAGGGCCGUUGUCCUUUGACGCCUGAACAGAUUGGGUUGCUGCUUGCAGCUUUAGGUUUCAGCAACAGUACACGACUCUAUCUUGCUUCUCAUAAGGUGUAUGGAGGAGAAUCAAGGAUCUCAACUUUGCGCAAAUUGUUUCCACUAAUGGAAGACAAGAAAAGUCUCUCCUCAGCAGAAGAGCGAUCCAAGGUCAAAGGCAAGGCUUCUUUACUGGCUGCAGCUGAUUAUUAUGUAAGCAUGCAAAGCGACGUCUUCAUUUCUGCGUCUCCAGGAAAUAUGCACAAUGCUGUGCUAGGACAUCGAGCGUUUUUGAACUUGAAGACUAUAAGGCCAAACAUGGGGCUUUUGGGGCAGCUCUUUCUCAAUAAAAGCAUGGAGUGGUCAGACUUCCAGCAUGCUGUUGUCGAGGGACAUAAAAAUAGACAGGGACAUAUUCGGUUGAGAAAGGAGAAGCAGUCCAUAUAUACGUAUCCUGCUCCUGAUUGUAUGUGUCAAGCUUAAGAGGAUUGAAGUGGAUUCUUGCGUAGCUCAUGGCAUCUCUAAUUAAGAGCUUGCUGCAUCGUGAUAUAGUCAAUACAUCUGCGGGGUAGCAUCUCUAAGUGGCUCUUUAGUAUGUGCCACAUGCUAUUUGUAAUGUCGAUCUCAUUCCCUUGGUUUAA